Oncorhynchus mykiss (rainbow trout) is the source of this 4872-nucleotide messenger RNA. RefSeq names its product protein EURL homolog. Lineage: Eukaryota; Metazoa; Chordata; Actinopteri; Salmoniformes; Salmonidae. The record is from RefSeq and is a predicted model, not a curated record.
AGGUGGGUGGGUUUCCCCUCCUCUCAAAGAAAUGUGCUAGUCUGCAAGCCACCAUCAACAAUAAUCUACUGCCCCACAGGCGCUCGAGGACCGAGGUGAAGGGAACUCAAACACCCGUGAAUUCCCUUGACGAUUUGACAAAGGAUUAGCUAGCUACAAGAGAUAGUAUGGACAAAGAGGAGCAGUUUGUCAACAUCGACCUAAACGACGACAACAUCUGCAGUGUCUGCAAGCUAGAGACCGACACGGGGACCAUGUCCUUCUGCCACGUCUGCUUUGAGCUCAGCAUCGAAGGUGUGUCUCAUGCCACCCUCCUGCACACCAAAUCCCUACGGGGCCACCGGGAGUGUUUUGAGAAGUAUCACCUCAUUGCCAACCAGAAGCUGUCCCGCUCCAAGGUCUCCCGCAGUCCCUACGAGGGCAUGAAGCUGGCCCUUAGCCAGAAGAUCAGCCGCAUUGUGCAGUACGCCCAGAACAAAGACUCUGUCAGCUCAGAGGGGAGUCCUGGCCGUCGGGGGGGCAAGCACCAGCUCCUCUGCUACAGCCAGAAUGGAGACCGUAAACUACUGCCCCAGUCGGAUGCCCAGGUGCCCCGCUACACCCCACGCUGGAACCAGGGGAUUGGGGCAGGAGGGCUGCCGGACUACGCCACGAGUAUGCUGGAGUGCCACUCGGCCGAGGAGCUGGGGCUACUGGAGGACGGGCGCGACCUCGGGGCCCUGUGGGGGGUCACAGGGAGGAGGGGCCAUCUUCACCGCAGCCACAGCCAGUCUUCUGGAGGAGACCACCAGACACUGCAUUCAAACAAUGGUCACAGCAGAGACGAGUUGAUUAAAAUGAGUGUGGACGAGCUCCACCAGCUGAAUGGGCAGCUGCUGCUACAGAUUCAAAAGGUGUUUGAAGAGCUGACAGUGGCUGUGCAGGAAAAAGACUCACUGGCGUCGGAACUGCAUGUUCGCCACAUCGCCAUCGAGCAGCUCUUCAAGAACUGUGCCAAGCUGCCCUGGCUGCAGAUCAGCCGGGCCGGGUCCGUGGUCAAGGCCAGCAGCAACGCCUCUGUGGAGUGAGGGGAGUCUGGGGGUACCUACCUGGCUUGGCUGCCUCUCACUCCCAGGGCUAAAAGACAGACAGACAGGAUGGCCACUGUGGCCCGUGCCCUUUAUAUUGUAAAAGACUUGUUGCGUGGUGUGGUUUCUCUCAGAAGAGUGAGGAAUGGACAUGGCCUCCUCUCAUCUGGUGCUCCAUGGCUUUCUGACUGCAGUACUUUGAAGAAGGGGCUCAGAGAAAGGCAAUAAAAUUAAAGGAUCUUGGGAUCCACUGACUUCCACAUGGGAACUGUGGGUUGUUGAGCCCCGCUGUCGGUGGACCUGUUGCCUAUGCAGACAAAGUAUUUUUGAAAGAAUACCUAUUCAGAUUUAAUACAGAAUGACAUGAGCGAAUACUAGUGUAUAUACUAGUAAUUGCCAAAAUAAAGGAACACUUGAGUAAAUUAAAUAAAGUAUAUUGAAAGCAGGCAGGGCUCCACAUUUAGAUUGGUUAGCAUCAUGGUUGCACUAUUACUACAGUGAAAACAGCUUGCUUCUAGCUCAACCAGGUCAAAAGAUCUGACCAAUUUUACCGGCACAACAUUUGUAUCUUCCUAUAGCCGAGCGGCUCGCCGGGACUGCGUUUUAGAUUCAUAAACCAUGUCGUGGGCCGUUCUAAAACUACUCACGCGUCGACAACCUUUUGUUUACACUUUGUUCAGUCAUGUUACCUUGUUCACUAGCUAGCUAACAACCUGGUAACAGAAAGAAAGGAAAAGGGGUAGCUUCUUCAGGAGAUCAGUGAUCAUAGCAGUGAAUGAAUGACAGAAAUCUUGCAUGUCAACAUCACAAACCUGAUGUUUUUAAGGAGACCGUGUACAAUUUUCUAUGUAAUGCAUCUCAAUAGGAAAAUGCUGCUUUUACACCAAAUGUAGACAAUAUUCCACAAAUUACUUUAUUUCAAUGACAGGUAUUCGUAUCAUCAUUUUAGCUUUUAUAAUAAACAAAUGCGUUUACAGUGUUCCAUAUUGGUUUCUAGGUCACAACGUGCUUCAGAAGUAACUAGAAUUUGUAGGCUGCAUUUACACAGGCAGCCAAAUUCUGAUUAAAAAAAAAAUCACUAAUUGGUCUUUGGUCUUUCCAAUCAGAUCAGCUCUGAAAAAGAUCUGAUUUGAAAAGAUCCUAUGUGAUUGAUCAAAAGAACAAUAGGUGGAAAAAAUAUCAGAAUUUAUCUGCCUGUGAAAAUGUAGCAAUAUAGGCCCAAUCUCAAUCAACUUUUCUGGUGGUCCUAAAUUUAAUUUGGUGCUCCCAUCUUUAAGUUACCAAUGAAACAUUUGAAUUUAGAGCCCUGAAAGCAGGUGCUUCCACAUGCGUGGUUCCUGAGUUAAUUAAGCAAUUAACAUCCUAUCCCAUCCAUGUAUAAACAAUCCCAGUUGACCAGUACUUUGGCUAACAUGGCUAGAAAAGGGGUGUCAAAGGUGCGUAGGGGGUUUAGUGUGGGUGUUUAGUGGGGGAUUUAGUGUGUGUCUGUCAGUUACCAGAAGGGUAUACUACAAAGCAUGAUCAAGGAGUUAGCCAGCUAACUUGCCUAAAUGUUCUGAAAUAACUGUCUCGGGUACAUAAAUGUUCUGAAAUAACUUUAUUUUUUAGAAAGAUAAGCUUGAUAUGGGCAUGGUCUAAUUGACUCGACAACCAAAUAAGUUUAGCUGUCUUAAUGAACCAGAAAACCAAUCGUUAUUUCUGGUUGUUUUAUCAAAGUUAGCUGGCUAUCUCAUUGAGCCUGCUUUGUAGUAUACCCCUCUAAUCUCAACCCAAUUGAAAACUUAUGGGAGAUUCUGGAGCGGCGCCUGAGACUGCCUUUUUCACCACCAUCAAUAAAACACCAAAUUAUGGCAUUUCUUGUGGGAGAAUGGUGUUGCAUCCCUCCAAUAGAGUUUCAGACACUUGUGGAAUCUAUGCCCAGGGGCAUUGAAGCUGUUCUGGUAUUUUGUUGGCAUUUCUUUUAUUUUGGCAGUUACCUGUAUCUAGCUGCAGUUCUCUUUUUACAAUGACAGUUUUUAUUUAUUGAAUUUCCUCACUCUUUUACAUUUUUUGUUUUCUUUUUGUUAUUUUAAUCACAUUUCCUCACUCCUCAGAAAAUAUUUGGUUGACUGAUUCUGUUGUUGCUGUGGUAACUGUUACUAAAUGAGAGGUUAUUUUGGAUUCAGUGCAGUGAAACACUCUUGCGGUUUGAAUAAAGUCUGUUACAUGUAAGAGGUGGGAUUUUAAGUCCAGAGGUUACAGUUUGUUGCUUUUAUUAUUUCUCCAGUUUUUGAUUUGAUUUUGAUGUCUUGUUUGUAUUCUUAUUUGUUUUGAGGUUUGUUAGUGGCAUGCUGCAAGUGCUGUUUUCUGCUAUUCUUAACUUUAAGUCCUCUUGAUUUCAACUGGGAAGGUAUUUUAUGGUAGCCUGUGGUAAGGCUGAUGAGCUCAAGUCAUGUAUUUGAACAAGGGAGGGACAUGAAAUGUGUGCUGAUGAUAGAAAAGGCCUAACUCGGUAAGCAUUAUAUUGUCCAUUUGCCAAACCAAAGCCUUUAUUUGCUUCAAGGCAGCAAAUAUCAGUAUUUAUUAUUUAACUUGACAAGUAUAGGCCUCGCUAGACCAACUAGAAUUGAUAUGAAACGCAAUAGAAUACACUGAUACCAAAUUCACUUGAAAUGUGGCUCAAUGAUAAACUUGUGACUCUAUAAAAUUGGUUUAGCUGUAAUGUCCUGCGUUAUGAACUGCUCACAAUUCAGCAGGUAGCCUAGCGGUUAAGAGCUUUUGGGCCAAUAACCAAAAGGUCACUGGUUCGAAUCCCCGGGCCGAUUAAGUGAAAAAUCUGUCAAUGUGCCCUUGAGCAAGGCACUUCAAAUCUAAUUUUAUUAGUCACAUGCACCGAAUACAACAGGUGUAGACCUUUACAGUGAAAUGCUUACUUACAAGCCCCUAACCAACAACGCCGUUAAAAAAAUACAAAUAAGAAAUAAAAGUAACAAGCAGUUAAAGAGCAGCAGUAAAAUAACAAUAGCGUAACUUCUAUACAGGGGGUACAGGUACAGAGUCAAUGUGCGGGGAACAGGUUGCUUUUGUAAAUCGCUCUGGAUAAAGAGCGACUGCUAAAUGACGUAUUCUCCCCUGGUUUCACUGUCUGUCAAGUUGAUGUUAGGUUGUGUGACUGAGUUUAUUCAAGCAAUUAUUCGUAUAUUUUUUUUUAUUUUGUGGUUGUGUGUUUCAAGUGUGCUUUGGUUUUUACUUGUUUUAUUUUAGCUAAUCAUUUUCUGGUGGCAGGUCUAUGCUGUGUGGAGUUCAAAUGAUGUCUAAACUGCCGAAUCCAGUUUUCUCUUAAUACGAUGUGUCCAUUUAGUUUUAAAGGCACUGAUCUGAAUGGUGAAAAGAAAGCAAUAUGAUGGAAAGGCCAAAUAAUGAUUAAUUUGACCUGUCCAGCCUGGUCAGAUCAGUGAUUUUGAAGAAAAGGAGACAAACAAAUUAACUAGCCUUCAUUAAUAUUUGGGACACAGAUGUAGUAAGAAAACGGAUCAAUACUUAGACCUGCAUGUGAAAUGUAGGCAUACUCUGGUGGUUUGAAACAGCUGUAGAGGUUCUGAUCACUGAAGUGGACCCUCUAUCAUUGGCCCAACAAGAAUGUGUAUAUUUUGGGUAGAAAGAAACAAAUAUAUUCAGGUUGAUGCAUUUGAAUCGUCCAAUGUCAGUCUCUCUUUAUAAGAGAUCAGGUUUGACCCCUUUGGGGUUUACAAGAAAGGUUUUAGCUCUGCUUUCAACUUAUCCUGCUUUUGUUUGGAUUAAUAAAUGUGUAUUCUUCCGAGCGUGA